AUGAAGGUAUAGGGGUUUCUCAGUACUCACCAAACAUCAAGAAGUUUUUUCAUUUGGAGAUCCAUUAGCUUCAAUUCGAUUUCAGGUAGUGAUGAAACAGAGUUGUGUAAUUGCAAGCUGAAUCCAAUUUCAGGUAAUGAUGAAACAGAGCUGAUUAAUUUCAAGAUGAAAUCACUAUUUCGUUCUUCUUCAUCAUCGUCUACUGUUAUAGGUAACGAUAUUGAUAUCUUUACUCAGAUUUUGUUGUGUUUAUCAGUAAAACCACUGCUCGUAUUUAAAUCCGUAUCGAAACAAUGGUAUUCGGUUAUAUCUGAUCCAAUUUUUAUUAAAAAACAUACUCAAAGACAAUACCCACAUUCAGUAAUGGUGGAGACAGAAACAAAUAACCCAAAAUUCGAAUUCGUAUCCCUAGAUGGAUCAUCAUCGUUUGUCCCCUUUGAAACCCUAGAUUUUUUCAGUGAUCUUAUUAUAAAGAUAAAACAAUCUUGCAAUGGUCUGUUGUGUUGCUUUAGCUAUGAGGAUUACGGAAACUGCACCUAUUACAUCUGCAAUCCAUCGACGAAGCAAUAUCGCAGAAUUGUUGAUUUUGGAUUUGAUAUGGCAAAAGAAAAAGGUUUCGUAAUGCCUUUGAGUGUUAGUUUGGCUUAUGAACCGCUCAAGUCUCGUCAUUACAAAGUUAUUUGCGUUUGGAUGAUGCCACUGGAACAAUCUACUCCUCGGCUUCGUGCUUGUCAAAUUGAGAUAUACUCGUCUGAAACUGAUUCUUGGAAGCUGUCUGGAGAUGUUUUCUUUGUAUCUUAUAGUAUUACGAAUAAAAGUGGAGUGUAUUGUAAUGGUUCAUUGCACUGGAUCGAUUCUUCGAAACUGGAGAAUCAUAUUUGUUUCAACAUCGAUCAAGAAUUAAGAACUGGUAUGCCACCAUACCGUUCUCUUCUUUAUUCAGAAAAGAGAUCGAAUGUUGAAUACUUUGGGGAGUGUAGGGGUCGAUUACAUCUUAUUUCAGAUUGUGUUUUGGAAUCUAUUUAUGAUAUUUUGGAGAUGAAGACUGACUACACGGGAUGGAUAAAGAAAUUUCGUGUUAAUGUCCGAGAGUUCCCAUAUCCAGUGGUGUCGGGUGGAUUUUGUGUGUUGCAUGUUGAAGAAGUAGGAGAAUCAUUUAUGUUGGUAUUGAGGAUACGAGAUCAAGUUAUUUCUUGUAAUCUACGUGAAAUGAGCUUCAAGGAUCUUUAUAAAUUUGCACCACUGACUUGGGAAAAGAUUUCCCAGGAUAGUUCUUAUCAGUACAUUGAGACACUUGCUUUUGUUUGAUCAGGUUACAUACUUUUGUUCUCCACGGUUACUUUGAGGUCAAUUUGAAAAUUGCAGCAAAGGGACGAAGGUACGAACCUUGAGAACUUCUUAUAGUUCCUUGUUAAAAAACCAAGUUUAAAUUGUGUUGGAUCAAUUGGCAUCGGGGUUCAGCAUUGCGUAGUUCCUCGCAAAUACAUCUUUUCAGCUCAAUUUGACUUUUUAAGAGCUCAAUUUUUUUCUUCUGCCUGCUCAAUUUGGCGCCGGAGUUCAGCAUUUCAAAGCUUCUUGAUCUUUGCCUUUAGAAUCUCACAUUUCUUCUUCGAAAACAUACUUCGAAAUUGGCGGUGGUUUGGCUUAAGCUGUCGUUUCAGAUGGAAUACCAUCAUUACUUUGAGCUUGAUGUGAAGGGAUAUUGCAGGAAAGGGACAAGCUCGAUUUGCCGUCGGGGUUCAGCAUUGCGUAGUUCCUUGCAAAUACACUUUUUCAGCUCAAUUUGAUGUUUUAACAGCUCAAUCUGACGUCUAUCCAGCUCAAUUCGGCGUAGGAGUUCAGCAUUUCGGAGCUCAUUUAUGUUUGCCGCCUUUAGAAUCUCACAUUUCUUCUUCAAAAGCAUUCUUCUGAAUUGGCGGCUUCGCUUAAGCUGUCGUUUCAGAUGAAAUGCCAUCCUUUUGUUAGCAGAGAUAAUUUAAGAUAAUGAAAUAUCUAUCAUAUUAUUGAGCAAGUACAAUUAUGAACGUUCCAAUAAGAUUAUGUUUUUAUAAUUGGAUACAUGAAAGAGACUUCUGCACAAAAGUCUAAAAUUUGUGGUU
Messenger RNA from Papaver somniferum (opium poppy), 2099 nucleotides. Its product is annotated as F-box protein At5g07610-like. Gene Ontology annotation, molecular function: protein binding. Lineage: Eukaryota; Viridiplantae; Streptophyta; Magnoliopsida; Ranunculales; Papaveraceae. Bases 166 to 1308 code for a protein of 380 amino acids. The record is from RefSeq and is a predicted model, not a curated record. The transcript has 3 exons.